Messenger RNA from Budorcas taxicolor (takin), 1116 nucleotides. It is a transcript of the gene BDNF, whose product is annotated as brain derived neurotrophic factor. The record is from RefSeq and is a predicted model, not a curated record. Gene Ontology annotation, molecular function: growth factor activity; nerve growth factor receptor binding. The coding region runs from base 274 to 1026 and encodes 250 amino acids. Gene Ontology annotation, biological process: negative regulation of neuron apoptotic process; cell surface receptor protein tyrosine kinase signaling pathway; regulation of neuron differentiation. The transcript has 2 exons. NCBI's taxonomy places the organism in Eukaryota, Metazoa, Chordata, Mammalia, Artiodactyla, Bovidae.
GAUCAAAUGGAGCUCUUCGCUCAGGGGGUGCGAGUAUUACCUCCGCCAUGCAAUUUCCACUAUCAAUAAUUUAACUUCUUUGCUGCAGACCAGAAGGAGUACAUACCGGGCACCAAAGACUCCCCUCAACCCCACCCCUUCUUUUUAACCAAAGGGAACGUGAAAAAAGAAUAGAGUCUGGGAGUUUCGGGGCCGAAGUCUUCCCCAGAGCAGCUGCCUUGAUGUUUACUUUGACAAGUAGUGACUGAAAAGUUCCACCAGGUGAGAAGAGUGAUGACCAUCCUUUUCCUUACUAUGGUUAUUUCAUACUUCGGAUGCAUGAAGGCUGCCCCCAUGAAAGAAGCCAACCUCCGAGCACAAGGCAGCUUGGCCUACCCAGGUGUGCGGACCCAUGGGACUCUGGAGAGCAUGAAUGGGCCCAAGGUGGGUUCAAGAGGCCUGACGUCCUCGUCGUCAUUGGCUGACACUUUUGAACACGUGAUCGAAGAGCUGUUGGACGAGGACCAGAAAGUUCGGCCCAGCGAGGAAAACAAUAAAGACGCGGACAUGUACACGUCCCGGGUGAUGCUCAGCAGUCAAGUGCCUUUGGAGCCCCCUCUCCUCUUCCUGCUCGAGGAAUACAAAAACUACCUGGAUGCCGCGAACAUGUCCAUGAGGGUCCGGCGCCACUCGGACCCCGCCCGCCGUGGGGAGCUGAGCGUGUGCGACAGCAUCAGCGAGUGGGUGACCGCAGCGGACAAAAAGACCGCAGUGGACAUGUCGGGCGGGACGGUUACGGUCCUUGAAAAAGUCCCCGUCUCGAAAGGCCAGCUGAAGCAGUACUUCUACGAGACCAAGUGCAAUCCCAUGGGUUACACGAAGGAGGGCUGCAGGGGCAUAGACAAGAGGCAUUGGAACUCCCAGUGCCGAACUACCCAGUCGUACGUGCGGGCCCUCACCAUGGAUAGCAAAAAGCGUAUUGGCUGGCGGUUCAUUCGGAUAGACACUUCCUGUGUAUGUACACUGACCAUUAAGAGGGGAAGAUAGUGGCUUUAUGUUGUAUAGAUUAUAUUGAGACAAAAAUGAUCUAUUUGUAUAUAUACAUAACAGGGUAAAUUAUUCAGUUAAGAAAAAAAA